Molecule: messenger RNA, 4893 nt
Organism: Brenthis ino (lesser marbled fritillary)
Lineage: Eukaryota; Metazoa; Arthropoda; Insecta; Lepidoptera; Nymphalidae
Source: the annotation of a GenBank genome assembly
AUGGGGACUUUAAAAGUUCUUAUGUGGAAACAUCUGAUGGUUCGUAAGAGACGAUUUAUACAUACACCAGUAGAAAUUAUAUCGCCAGCUAUACUAUUUAUAAUAUUAUUUUGUGUAAAAAAUUACUUUCUUGGUAAAGGAAAAUUUGAUACCGAUGAACUUUACAGUGUUCAAAAAACAGACCCAGUUAAACUUGGCUCGGUAGAAAAUAUAGACAAAAUAUUUUAUACACCUGAAACUGAUUUUUCUAAUCGUCUUAUGCGAUAUGUUGAAGAAUACUAUGAGUUACAUAGAGCUGAUAAAGGUUAUAUGGCAUACCCAAAACCUAAAAUGAAGCCUGUCAACGAUCCAACAAUGUUGCAAAACUUGACGAAUGAUUUUGAAGUGACCCAUGGCAGUGCCGCAAUUGUCUUAUUUAAGGGAAUCGAUCUGCAAGAAACAAAGCCGAAUAAGUUAAUUUAUACCAUACGAUUGGCAGAUGACUUUAAGACGUAUUCAUAUGAUUCUUUAAACUUGGGUCCGCAUUACAAUUACGGUACUGUCUAUGAGCGCUUCAUGAAGCUACAGUGGGCAAUCGAUUCAAGCUACUUAAAAAUAUUAGGCGUUGAAAAAGAAGUUCCUCAGAACGUUAUUUUACAAGAAUUCCCUUAUAAGACAUCGAAACAAAACCAUGUAGCUGCAGUCAUAUGCCAAAUACUGGCUGUAUUUUGCUGGUUAUCGCUGUUGCUAGUUUUCGUGUUCCUUGUGGCGAGGCUGUUAGAAGAGCGCGUCACCGGAAUUCAGGAGCUGAUAAAAAUGGUGGGCGUUUCCAACAAUAUGCUUAGCUUGACACAUGUGUUGAACUCGAUGCCGGCGGGCAUCGUGUUCAGCGUGGUGCCGACGAUACUCGUGAGCGUGACGGUGCAACCUCUUAUAUCGAACUCCAACCCAUUCUUGAUAUUCUUGAUGCUCAUCUUGUACUUCAUAUCUGUUGUGUCUAUGGCAUUCAUGUGCAGCUACAUUGCUAAUAACACUCAAUACACAGUAACAAUAGCUACCUUCGCGUACAUAUUUUUGGAUGUGCCGGCGAGACUGCUCGGCUCGUAUACAGUACCGCGGUGGGCGCUGCCCCUCUGCGGGCUCCUGCCCCAUGUGCCCAUGGACUGGUUUUGGAAAGAAGUCACUGCUUUGGAACAAUUCGAUAUGGGCUUAAAAUUCAGCAACUUUGUGAAUAGUCACAAUGCCCAGACGGGUUCAGCUCUAUCCUGCUAUUUUUGUCUCAUAAUACAAUCGGUGAUAUUCUUCACCCUGUCCUGGUACCUGUCGCACGUGAGGCCCGGCCCCUACGGACAGGCAUUGUCGUGGAACUUUGUUUGUAAGAGACAAUAUUGGAGCAGCAAGAGAGUGACUCCAGAAGAGCAAGAAGAGUUAGAGGAGUUGGAUGACGACGUCGACCCAGAGUUUUUUGAGCCUCCGCCCAAAGAUGUAGAAGUGGGCAUAAAAAUUGUAAAUGUCUCUAAGGUGUUUGAUAAGCAGCGUGCUCUAAACAACGUUUCACUUGACGUGUACAAAGGAGAAAUAACCGUGUUGUUGGGGCACAAUGGGGCCGGCAAAACGACACUCAUGUCGAUUAUUACUGGUAUGCUAAAAGCUACUGAAGGCAAAGUGUACGUGGAAGGUUUAGACACGGAAACUCAAAAGGAAGAAAUGCGUAGAUACCUUGGAUUGUGUCCGCAGCACAACUUGUUCUUUCCCGAUCUCACUGUUUUGGAACACGUCAUUUUCUUUACUAUGCUCAAAGGCGUAACGUAUACCGAAGCGAAACAAUCAGCGACGAAACUUCUAGAACGUCUGGGACUGUCGGACAAGCUGAACAGCAAGAGUGGGCAGCUGUCGGGCGGCAUGAAGCGGCGCCUGCAGCUGGGCUGCGCGCUGGCGGGCGACGCGCGCGUGCUGGUGCUGGACGAGCCCACCGCCGGCCUCGAUGUCGAGACCCGCCGCGAGCUGUGGGACCUGCUCUUGUCGCUGCGGGAGUCGCGCACGGUGCUGCUGAGCACGCACUUCAUGGAGGAGGCGGAGGCGCUGGGCGAGCGCGUGGCGGCGCUGCGCGGCGGCCGCCUGCGCUGCCGCGCCUCCACCAUGCGCCUCAAGCGCGCGCUCGGCACCGGCUAUCGUCUAUCGUUCACCACAGUGGGUAUACCCAACGAGCCCGCCAUCACGGCCGCCAUAUUGUCGACAAUUCCAGAAGCUUCUUUAAAGGAAACCUCUCUUAACUCUAUAUCUUACAACCUGCCAUCGAGGUGCAGUGACAAGUUCCCCAGACUCUUCAACCAACUCGAGUCCCACAGAUCGGAGCUUGGCAUUAAUACUAUUGGUGUCGGAAUUUCUACGUUGGAAGAGGUGUUUUUAAAACUAUGCAGUGACGUCACCACCACUUUCUCCGAUGACGCGGUCGAUGGAGAGUCUAUUGAGCCCACAUACAAAAUAUUGACUGGCCUCCACCUGUACAAAAACCAACUGAUUGAGCUUCUAAAGAGGCAAUUGAAAUAUGUUUGGUCGAAGAAAAUAUCGUUUUUGAUAAUGCAAGUUAUAUCGCCAAUUUUACUGAUGUGCUUCUUCACCCUGAUAACAAACAACAAUUUCACCGCGGGCGCGCCCGAUGUCGACAAAACCAUAGCCUUGGAUCUGAAUGUGUACGACCAAGUUGAGGAUAGGAAAGUACUCUAUAAUAUUAACUCAGAUAUUUUUAAAAUAAAUGCCAUAAAGAAGAGGAAUCCGCAUGUUGUGUUUGAAAGCACAGAUGAUGUUAGUGCAGCGGUCCUUCGAGCCGGAUAUGCGGACGUAACGGAGUAUAACAAAUACUUAGUUGGGAUUGAGCUCAACGAUACCCACGCUACGGUAUUAUUCACGACAGUAGUCCGGCACGCGGCGCCCGUUGCACUGAACCUGCUAUCCAACUUACUGGCCACAUCGCUGUCCGACGCGCACGCCAUCACCACCUACAACAACCCCAUAGAAACAUACCGAAGACCUACGUCUACACAGAAAGAGCCGGACGAGGGGAAAUAUCAAAUAAAUACUAGCUUAUGGGCAUUCGGAAUUGUGUUCAUAAUCCUAACCACGGUGGUAAACAACGUGUCGCUGCCGUGCAAGGAGCGGGCGUCGGGCGCGCGCCACCUGCACGUAAUGGCGGGAUGCGCGCCGGCGCUGCACUGGGCUGCCACGCUGCUGGCGCACGCGGCGCUGCACGCGCUGGCGCUGGUGCUGCCCGCGCUCGUCGUGGCCGCCGCGCUAGACCAGGACGGCACUAUCAACCAGCCAGACUUCUUGGGAACACUGUUCGUGAUCCUCAUGCUGGGCAUAGUCGCGUUUCUGGCGCUGAUGUACCUCGUGAGCUUCAACUUCGGCGAGCGCGGCGCUGGCGUUAUGUUAAUCGGCUUUAUUAUGGCUUUUGGAGUGAUAACGCCAGGCUUGUCCCAGAUACCAAAAGAUGAUCAGAAUUCAUUCUUGCGAUUCAUAUUAGUCGUCGCGGCGUACGUGAUGCCGCCCCAUACAUUUACCAUCGCCACCAUGCAAGCCACUGAAGUAGCUAGAUUCAACAAAUUGAUUAGUUCCAUGGCCGCUUCAUUGGAAGCCUUAAAAUUAGUGGCGGACACAAGUGAGCCCAAGUCCUAUUUUUCUUUCGCUGACAAAUGUCCCGGGCCAGCUAUGCUAGUAUUGUUCUUCCAAUACAUAUUUUACAUGAGUGUAGUGAUUCUGACGGAGUGCGGGCUAUUCAAUAGCUUCUACGACCGCGUGUUCAACGCGCGCUACCGGCCCGCGCCCGCGCCCGCCGCCGACGACAUGGUGCGCGCGGAGAAGGCGUACGUCGACAAGGCCAUCGCCUUGCCGCCCGAUCAAAUCCGGGAUGCGAUGUUAGUGAACGACGUGCACAAGAACUACUGGCGCGUGCUCGGCAAGUCCUGCAGCGCCGUGCAAGGUGUCAGCUUCUCCGUUAAAAAGGGUGAAUGUUUCGGUCUCCUCGGGGUUAACGGCGCGGGCAAGUCCACUAUAUUCAAAAUGCUAACAGCUGUAGAGUGCACUACAAAGGGCUCCAUAUUCGCUAACGGACAUUUCAUGAACAUGCUUUCCGGACAGUACCUGCGGUCGCUGGGCUACUGCCCGCAGUUCCUGGCGCUGGACGGGUUCCUGUCGGGGCGCGACAACCUCGUGCUGCUGCUGACGCUGCGCGGCCUGGCGCCGCGCGACGCGCGCGCCGACGCCGACGCCUGGAUAGACACCGUCGGGCUGACGCGGUACGCGGGGCGCGCGGUGCGCGCGUACUCGGGCGGGUGCGCGCGGCGGCUGGGCGCGGCGGCGGCGCUGUGCCGCGGCGCGACGGCGCUGCUGGACGAGCCCACGGCCGGCGUGGACGUGGCGGCGCGCCGCCGCGUGUGGGCCGCCGUGCGCCGCGCCCACGACCGAGCGCUCGUCGUCUGUUCGCACAGCAUGGACGAGAUGGAGGCGCUGUGCGGGCGCAUCGCGAUCAUGUCGCGCGGGCGCGUGCGCGCGCUGGGCGAGGCGGCCGCGCUGCGCGCCGCGCACGCCGCCGGCCACGCCGUGCUGCUGCGCCUGGCGCGCGGGGCCGGCGCGCGCGCCGACAGAGACGAAACGGACAGCACUAUGUCGGAAUUGACCCGUUUAAAAGCUUCGCUACAAGAAAAGUUCAACUGCACACUCCGAGAUGAACAUAAGACGCGUCUACACUACCACAUCAACGAUACGCUGAGAUACAGCGACCUGUUCUCAGAACUGGAACGUCUAAAGAGCGAGUUCCCCACGCUGUUGGAGGACUACUCCGUCACCGAAACCACCUUGGAGGAAGUGUUCUUGUCUUUCGCUAAAGAAGAGAUCGACGAAGGACCCACGCCUGUU